Molecule: messenger RNA, 2550 nt
Organism: Psilocybe cubensis
Lineage: Eukaryota; Fungi; Basidiomycota; Agaricomycetes; Agaricales; Agrocybaceae
Exons: 7
Coding region: 1-2550 (849 amino acids)
Biological process (GO): DNA replication-dependent chromatin assembly; nucleosome assembly
Cellular component (GO): CAF-1 complex; nucleus
Molecular function (GO): protein binding
Source: RefSeq, a predicted model, not a curated record
AUGCGUUUUCGAACUUUGGAGAUCAGAUGGCACGACAGCAAGCCUAUAUCUACCUGCGACUUCCAGCCUCUUCCUUUCAAAAAGGCGCGUCCGGCAGCGGGCCAGGAUAAAAAUUAUGCGUCUCAGAGCUACAGGCUGGCGACGGGAGGGGAAGACAACCAUGUCAGAAUAUGGAUGGUUCAUCCACACAUCAGACCGCCGACGCUGUUGGCGGAUGCGGAUCCUACGACAGCCAAUGCUUCGCGGCCACCGCGAGUAGAAUACCUGGCGACCCUCAGCCGCCACUCCGCAGCAGUCAAUGUGGUUCGCUUUUCGCCAAAUGGGGAGCUUGUCGCGUCUGCUGGGGAUGAUGGCAUGAUCAUCAUAUGGGCGCCCUCUGCAAGCCCCCAGGCGGCUACUUAUGGAAGUGAUCUCAGCGCCGAAGAUUUGCAGUAUGAGAAAGAAUACUGGAAACCCAGAACAACCUUUAGAUGUACUACAAUGCAAGUAUAUGACUUGGCAUGGAGUCCAACUGGGGAGUACAUUAUUGCGGGUAGCACCGACAACACAGCGAGAGUUUUCGCCGCCGCAGACGGAAAAUGUGUAUACGAGAUCGCCGAGCACCUGCACUAUGUGCAGGGCGUUGCCUGGGACCCUUUGAACGAGUACAUUGCCACCCAAAGCAGCGAUCGCUCUAUGCACAUCUACAACAUCACGACCAAACCCGGAGGUGCAUUUGAAGUGCACGCUGUGGGCAAAAACACACGCAUGCCGCACAGACACAGCCAUAGCCAUUCUCGCACACCUAGUGCCCAUGGCGGACGGCCCCGGAUGUUCCGACGGGCUUCCACUGCCAGUGACCUGGAGUCCUCCUCAGCUAUCGCCCUGGACAACAAUGACGACGCUCAAAGUAUUACAUCAGGCCAUGGAAGGGAGGGAGGAGGGGCACCGUUGACGCCUGCGAUGUCUGUCACGAGUACACCUGCAUUCAUGUUCCCGCCGCCACCCAUCGAGGGUUCUUCCAGAAGAUCCUCAUUUAGCUCCAAUGCCCCCGGCUCACCGUCCACUUUCAGCAACAAUAACAACAACAGUCGAUAUGGACGCUCUCCAUCGCCGAUGCCACCCCUCCCAGCUAUUAGGAAUUUACCUUCGUCUUCGAAUGCGCCGACGGCGGCGCUGUGGGCGAGCGUUAAGCUUUACGGAGAUGAAAGCUACACAAACUUUUUCAGACGGUUGACGUUUAGCCCAGAUGGCGGCCUGCUGUUGACGCCGGCGGGACAGUUCGAAGAUCCGUCGGUGACACCUGCUUCGGUGGCAACGAAGGCGGGGGAAGACACCACGCCUACAAGGGGAAGGAAAGGGCAUCCGUCGGAAGCUGGAGCGUCGACGCAAUUGGGGUCGUCUUCGUCUGUGUAUAUUUACUCUCGCGCGAAUUUUGCGAGACCGCCGAUUGCACAGCUGCCAGGGCACAAGAAGGCGAGCGUCGCAGUGCGCUUCUCGCCCAUUCUCUAUGACCUGCGAUCGGGCGUGUCCCUUCCAGGUACAUCUAGCUCGACAGCUGAAGAGAAUGAUAAAAAGGCGGAAGGAAAGGGUAAAGACAACUUGCCGGUUGGUGUGCUUGAGAAGGGUGUGGAUGGCGUUAUGGAUGUCGACGUGUUGGGCCCGUUGAAGCCAUCGGAGAACCCACCCAUGCCGACGCCUUCUACCAGUGCGUUGAUGACGCCCCAGCGAACACCGGCACCCGGCAACAUUGUGACCCCAACACCCCGGCCUGCGAUCUCGACGUCAGGUAUCAACAUCGUGGCUUCGUCGCCCGCGCUUUCGCCUAUGGAUUUGAGGCCGCCGACACCUGCUGAAUCGAAGCCUUCGACUCCUGCCCCUUCACAAACCAAUAAUAAUAAUAAUGCUAACAGUGGAGGAGGAACAGUGAUGCAGACAGGUUCUGUCUUUGCUCUGCCUUACCGCAUGCUGUUUGCAGUCGUGACGAUGGACACUGUCGCCAUCUAUGAUACACAACAAGCAUCACCUCUCUGCUUGCUCACAAAGUUGCACUAUGACGAAUUCACAGAUAUGACUUGGUCACCAGAUGGUCAAUGCCUCAUUCUCUCCUCGCGCGAUGGCUACUGUACCCUAAUCAUAUUCGACGACAUUCUGCCCGCCUACCACACCCAACAGCAUACCCUUCAACUACAGUCGAUUGCGCACCACCACUCAGUGCCCAUCUCUUAUGGCCCAAACAACCACCCUCCCUCAGUGUCGGCUUCAUCAGCUCAAGUUACACCCGCGGCUACACCAUCAUCUGCCAGCAUCGGCUUGCCUGGCCCAUCUCAAACCUCGAACCCAAAGAAGAGGUCCGACCCACCGUUGACACCUGCUGCGAGUGUGGAUGGCUCUGAGGCUUAUUUCUCGACAGCGCAGACAUCCUCCUCUGAGCAGAAACUUCAGCAACCAAAGGCUGGCUCGUCCACUGGAGAGGCACCGGCAUCUGCUGUAGAUGCUGGGAAAUCUCAGGAGCCGCCGAAGAAGAAGAGGAGAGUCGCGUUGACGCGAGUAGGUGAUUUAGAUUCAUAA